This is a messenger RNA of Anarrhichthys ocellatus (wolf-eel), 1539 nucleotides long. Its product is annotated as pinopsin-like. NCBI's taxonomy places the organism in Eukaryota, Metazoa, Chordata, Actinopteri, Perciformes, Anarhichadidae. Gene Ontology annotation, biological process: visual perception; G protein-coupled receptor signaling pathway. The coding region runs from base 210 to 1376 and encodes 388 amino acids. Gene Ontology annotation, cellular component: membrane. Gene Ontology annotation, molecular function: G protein-coupled receptor activity. The transcript has 4 exons. The record is from RefSeq and is a predicted model, not a curated record.
GGCGGAGGAUGGAGCGGACAGCGGCGGUGGCGCGUCGGUGCGGGACGCUUCGCCUCCAUUAGUUCUCCUCUUCUUCAGAAUGUAAAUCCAACGAGCUUCUGCUGCUUUUUUAUUUGUCUACAACGAGGAGCCGCUCCGCGCGCACCGCGCCGUGCAUAAAACCUCGUGCGUAAAACCUCGCGGCUCACCUUUACGCACGGUUCCGCGUGAUGUUCCCCGAGGUGAGCGACGCCAACCUGACGACCAACGUCAGCGGACCGCCGUUCUCUCUGGAGCACGACUGGAGCGACACGACGCACGAGCGUCUGUCGCGCGGCGGCCACCGCGUGGUGUCGGUGUUCCUGGGCUCCAUCAUGGUGUUCGGCUUCCUCAACAACCUGCUGGUCCUGGUCCUGUUCUGCCGCUUCAAGACCCUGCGGACCCCCGUCAACAUGCUGCUGCUCAACAUCAGCGUCAGCGACAUGCUGGUCUGCGUGUGCGGCACGACGCUCAGCUUCGCGUCCAGUCUGCGCAGCCGCUGGCUGUACGGCCGCAGCGGCUGCAUGUGGUACGGCUUCAUCAACUCGUGCUUCGGCAUCGUGUCUCUGGUCUCUCUGGCCGUCCUGUCCUACGAGCGCUACAGCACCCUGAUGGUGUACAACAAGCAGGUGUCGGACUACAGGAAGCCCCUGCUGGCGGUGGGGGGGUCUUGGCUGUACUCGGUGGUCUGGACGGUGCCCCCCUUACUGGGCUGGAGCAGUUACGGUCUGGAGGGAGCCGGGACCAGCUGCUCUGUGACGUGGACGGAGAGGUCGUCCGGCUCUCACUCGUACAUCAUCUGUCUGUUUGUCUUCUGUCUGGGCGUCCCGGUCCUCGUCAUGGUGUACUGCUACGGACGCCUGCUGUACGCCGUCAAACAGGUGGGUCGUAUCAGGCCGACGGCGGCUCGUCGCAGAGAGUUCCACAUCCUGUUCAUGGUCGUCACCACGGUGGUGUGUUACCUGCUCUGCUGGAUGCCGUACGGCGUCGUCGCCAUGAUGGCCACCUUCGGACAGCCGGGAGUCGUCAGCCCCAUCACCGCCGUGGUCCCCUCCAUCCUCGCCAAGAGCAGCACCGUCAUUAACCCCGUCAUCUACAUCCUCAUGAACAAACAGUUCUACCGCUGCUUCCUGAUUCUGUUCCACUGUGAACAUCAGCUGAUGGAGAACGUUCACUCCUCGAUGCCCUCAAAGACCACCGUGGUGCAGCUCCACCGGCGGGUCGGCGACAGCAGCCCGAGACACCACGACCACGCCAACGACCACGCCAACGGACCCGGUGAGGUCCACGUGGAGGCAAACAGCGCCGCCGCAUCAGACAAAACACUCAACGUUGAUCCACAUGACACACCCACAUGAUGUCAGCGUGAUGUCACCCAGUCAGUCAGCGACCGUACAGACUCACUACGUCGUGUGCAGAUUUAAGGACUAUAAUAAUAAUAUAAUAAUAUAAUAAGUCAGUGUGAGGCAGUAAAACAGCACACUGACUCAUCCUGCGGGCUUAUUUUUUUCCGCCUUGUUC